AUGGACGCCUCUGACAAAACCACCAUUACGUUCUACGACAUCAUCCUCGACCCCAAGGUCUACCCAACGGCGCCGAAUCCGUGGAAGACGCGAUUCGCACUCAACUUCGCCAAAGUCCCCUACCGCACAACCUGGGUCCCCCUCAACGCCGUCGCCGAGACGCGCAACUCGCUCCAGCUCUCCGCCAACCGCAAACACGACGACGGCACCGACUUCCCCACCCUGCCCAUCAUCCGUGACCCGCUCGCCUCUGCCUCAGGAGACAAGGACGUCGUCGUGGGCGACUCGUUCGACAUCGCUCUGCACCUGCAAAAGACCUACCUCUCCGGCAAGAAAGACCAGCUCUUCCAGGGCGGAGCGGACGGUGGCACGGUAGCCCUGCACCGCGUCUUCAACGCCUUUGUAGACCAGGUCUUUAGCCAGUACGGCGCCCCGCUCGGGAGCUUCUACAUGUCCCUCGACCCGCGCACCGUCGAGGCCGACAGGAAGUCGUUCCUGGAUCGGUUCCCGGGGAAGAAGUGGGAGGACCUUGAGAUUCCACCCGGUUCGGACGUCAGGAAGAAGAUGCUGGAGGAUUUCGAGACGAAUCUGGAGGCUAAGCUCCGUCACUGUUUCCCUGCUGGGGGAGCAGGUCCCUUUAUUGAUGGGCGAGAGAGCCCGAUGUAUGCGGACUUUAUUGUCGGCGGUUGGUUGCAGUUCAUGAGAGGGUGUUUGCCUGAGUGGGAGGCGUUGAGGAAUGAGUGGUCUGGUGGGAAAUGGGGGAGACUGUUUGAUGCGCUUCAGGAGUGGACGGAUGUUGAUGGAAGGGAGGGCAUCGUCCCGGCGAAGCGAUAA
Messenger RNA from Colletotrichum phormii, 834 nucleotides. RefSeq lists its product as uncharacterized. The record is from RefSeq and is a predicted model, not a curated record. Bases 1 to 834 code for a protein of 277 amino acids. The transcript has 2 exons. Lineage: Eukaryota; Fungi; Ascomycota; Sordariomycetes; Glomerellales; Glomerellaceae.